Molecule: messenger RNA, 1136 nt
Organism: Bombina bombina (fire-bellied toad)
Lineage: Eukaryota; Metazoa; Chordata; Amphibia; Anura; Bombinatoridae
Gene: CCNP
Product: cyclin P
Exons: 8
Coding region: 1-1059 (352 amino acids)
Biological process (GO): mitotic cell cycle phase transition; regulation of cyclin-dependent protein serine/threonine kinase activity
Cellular component (GO): cytoplasm; cyclin-dependent protein kinase holoenzyme complex; nucleus
Molecular function (GO): cyclin-dependent protein serine/threonine kinase regulator activity
Source: RefSeq, a predicted model, not a curated record
AUGGAUGGGAAGAGGGAAUUGCUAAAGUUAAAGGAUAGCAACAGGAUUUGGAGCAGGAAAGAUGAGAGAAAGAAGAGGCCUCUUGUGUUGUGUGCAAAUGCCUCCGUAACAGAGAGAGUUGGUGCCACAGUGGUCAGUCUGCAGGCAAGAAAAGCUCCAGAAUCCAAUAACGCUUCCCCUCCUGGUCCUUCACUAUCCAAAUACUGGGCAGAGGAGCUGACUAAAGCCAUGUCGUAUGUAGAUAUGCCUGUUGAACGAGAAUACGUCUCCGAUGCUUUCAUGAGUAUGGUGAAGAACCAAUCACGCAACACCUUUAGAUCGUGUGAUAUUCCAAAGGCCGUGACAGCUGGAAUGAGGGCAGUUUUAGUGAACUGGAUUGUUCAAGUUCACGAGUAUCUGGGUCUGGAAGAAGAGACGUUGUAUCUUGCUGUAUACCUAAUGAAUUCUUACAUGAAAGUCCAUCGGAUUCGCACUCCGCUUCUCCAGCUUCUUGCCACUGCCUGUCUUUACCUCGCCUGCAAACUAGAAGAGAGUCUGAUUCCUGAGCCGGCAGAGCUCUGCUUCAUGAUGGAAGACUCCUUUAGCAAAAAAGAACUGCUGAAGAUGGAGCGAAAGGUCCUCUGUCGAUUGAGGUUCGAUUUGCAUUACACACAGCCCCUGCACUUUCUGAAUUUACUCUCCAUGGUCGGAAAAUGCCCUGAUACGGUUCACUACCUCGCUAUGUACCUGAUGGAAUUAACUCUUCUGGAGGCAGAUGGAGUAUUGAUUGAGCCUGCGCUUUUGGCUAUAUCUGCACUAACUUUGGCACAGAAAGUUUCUUUGGAGUCAGGAUGCCUAAACCCUGAUCAGAUAUGGCAUACGGCACCUCAACUUUAUUCAUAUAGUGAUUCAGAUCUUAGUACCACGCAACAACUCAUGGCAAAAGCAGCUUUACUGGCCAGUUCUUCAGAAACCAAAUCAACAUUUCAAAAAUAUUCUCGCUCCCAGAAACUUGGAGUAAGCACUGGACCGGCUCUGGCGAACUCAAAACACCUUGCCCGCUGCAUGGGGGCGUUGUAAACCUCUUCAUAGAUCUACAGCAUCCCUCGGAAUCCUGAUUUGGGUCAAUGUUUCCACUUUCAUUAAGACUUCCUCAG